CAGGGCUACUGUCAGCCUCUAUAGCACGAGCGCUAGCUUUCCAUCAGGAGGCAUAUUCACGCCUACUAUGCGAGCUCUUCUAGGUUCCUCUUUGGGCUUGUCUUCCGCUGUAUUUCUGUCACACCGAAGACUCUUCACUCUAAUCUUGAAACACAUUGCAACAGUACCAGGUUGUUUUUCCGGAAUCGUCCAAUAGCAUACUGUACCACCAUGCCGAGGAGGUGAGCAUACUCAGGAGUGCAGCUCAUUUUUAUGACAUGCCGACUGAAAGCUGGCAUGGUUCGAAGGCGAGGUCGGCAUGUGGUAGGUUUGACUUCAGGGGAUAACGACUUGCAUAUAAGAUAUGCGGUGCGGUCCAGGUUGCACCUUGCUGUACGACCACAAGAUUAUCUUUCUCAAUACAUACUGCAGCCAUGUCUCUGAAGAGAUCAAUCGCGACUCUUCCGCUGCUCUGGCUUUGUGCUACAGCUAUCCCAGCUGGAUCUGGCUGGUGGCCGAACGGUACAUCAUCAGAUAUUGUCGGAGGCGACUUUAAUACUGCAGCGUAUGGUCUGAUCGAUACAUACGAUGGCACUAACUGGCUGAACAUGUUCGAUGUGCAAGCUAUAACUGAUCCUACACAUGGCUUCGUCGAGUAUGUCAACGUACAGCAAGCCCAACAGUUGGGUCUCCUUCGAGCACAAGGGAGUCAGGUCUACAUGGGAGUAGAUACUACAUCUGUGCUGAAUCCUAACGGUCCUGGGCGAAAGAGUGUUCGUAUCCAAAGCAAGCGAGCCUACAACCAAGCCCUCGUUAUCGCCGACUUUGCUCACGUUCCAGGAAGCAAUUGUGGCUCCUGGCCGGCAUUCUGGAUGGUCGGACCCAACUGGCCCAACCAAGGCGAGAUCGAUAUCUACGAAGGCGUGCACCUGAACACCUACAACCAAGCUACGCUUCACACCUCGCCCGGCUGCGUACCUUCUGUUGGUCCUGGUGGCGAAACAGGACGCCGUGUCGCAAACGCAGACUGCGGUACUGGCGGCGGUUUCAACGGCUGCGGCGUCGAGUCCAACAAUCCGACCUCCUACGGCACAGCAUUCAACGCGAACGGUGGCGGUGUGUAUGCCGCGCUAUGGACGAACUCGGGCAUCAAGAUUUGGUACUUCGCGUCUAGAGAUGUACCCGCAAAUAUCAGGAAUGGCAAUCCUGACCCUAGCUUGUGGGGUACACCGGCUGCAAACUUUGGACCAGGGUGCGACUACGGGACGAAGUUCAGGGAUUUGAAUAUUGUGUUUGACAUCACAUUCUGUGGAGAUUGGGCUGGUGGUACCUGGGGUCAGACGUCCUGUGCGCAGGUCAAUCCAAGCUGUAAUGCGUAUGUGGCGAGUCAGCCGCAGUCGUUUGCUGAUAGCUACUGGAUGAUCAACUCAGUUAAGGUGUAUAGUGUGUGAGUAUGGGUCUUUUGGCACGCAUUUCGUUCUUGCACGUG
This is a messenger RNA of Macroventuria anomochaeta, 1468 nucleotides long. RefSeq names its product glycoside hydrolase family 16 protein. The transcript has 5 exons. NCBI's taxonomy places the organism in Eukaryota, Fungi, Ascomycota, Dothideomycetes, Pleosporales, Didymellaceae. Gene Ontology annotation, molecular function: hydrolase activity, hydrolyzing O-glycosyl compounds. The record is from RefSeq and is a predicted model, not a curated record. Bases 414 to 1430 code for a protein of 338 amino acids. Gene Ontology annotation, biological process: glucan catabolic process.